This is a messenger RNA of Gordionus sp. m RMFG-2023, 3239 nucleotides long. RefSeq lists its product as uncharacterized. The record is from RefSeq and is a predicted model, not a curated record. The transcript has 10 exons. NCBI's taxonomy places the organism in Eukaryota, Metazoa, Nematomorpha, Gordioida, Chordodea, Parachordodidae. Bases 229 to 2835 code for a protein of 868 amino acids.
AAUAUGACAUUCGAUGGUUAAAUUAUAAAGUUUUCAAUAUCUUUCUUUUCUAGCGACAAUGAUUAUAAAAAAAAAGACAAAAAAAUAGUAUCGCUAAAUUCUAAAUAUCCAUCAUGAAUAGAAGCAGAAAUAAUAACUGAAUGUUCCUUCGGCGUUUCUUGACGACAUUCCUUAAUUUGUAAUAAUUCUCUCCAAUCCGCAUACAAUGUGUUUAUGUUAACGUGAGCGAUGGCGAUGUAUGGCGCAAAAUCUAGGGAAUAUAAAAAUAAUUCCACCUCAACUCCUACCUCUCAAUCUCCCAAUUCUGGCGAUCACGGCAAAAUAACGAACGUGUCAGAUUCUAUCGACGGAAACUAUCCAUAUCACGUAGAGGAUGUUGCGACAAAUACUCAAAAUAACGAGUCCUCGUCUUCCGGUAACCAAUUUACGUUUACUCGUGCAAUAGAGUCCGAAAAUGAAUGCGCUAUUAAAGAAGAGGAUAAAUUGGAAAAGGAAUUGAGCGUAGCCGAGUUUUUGCAGAGUUUGAAAAGUAAGAGAUAUUCUAAUGAGAGAAUAGGUGUUCAAAAGCCCGUCGAUACCAGAUUUGUACCUGAGGUGACACCUAAAAUAACUGAUGUAAUCAGGAACCUGCCUCCAACCUUGUCAUCUUUUCUAAAGUCACGAACAAAAUACCUGCUCAUGAAACAAAACUCAGCUUCCUCCUCGUCCAACAACAAUACCCGCCUCUCUCUACCCAACGGACGAGCCGUUAAUGAACGGCCGCCGCUCUCCUUCCCCUUAGUUUCGAACCCUUCCCCUCAUCAGCGAUUCUCCUCUACGACCUUCAACAAUUACUUCGUAUCCAAAUCCUACCACAAUUAUUGUCCCAAGUGCAAUCUCUAUUUCGGUUCCAAGACGCAACUCGAUAAGCAUCUAGCCUUGCACUCUCCCGUUAGUCAAACGUGCGAGGUAUGCGGGAAAGUGUUCGCUAAUAUUUACCGCCUUCAAAGACACAUGAUCAGUCAUAACGAAAGUGCAAUCCUCCGAAAAUUUCAGUGCAAUCAAUGCGAGAAAGCGUUUAAAUUCAAGCAUCACCUAAAGGAACACCUCCGUAUUCAUUCUGGCGAAAAGCCUUUUCAGUGCAAUAUUUGCUAUAAACGAUUUUCUCACUCCGGUUCCUAUAGCAGUCACAUGACCAGCAAAAAAUGCGUUUCUAAGCUUAAAAAUACCACAUCGACUUCGUCGUCGUCCGUUCCCACCCCCGUCAAGACCGAAAACGACGCUAUAGGUUCUCAUAAAGAACCCCCUUUUUCGAUGAACGCAUCGCCAACCACCGCCAGUUAUCCCGUCUAUUCGCGCAGCCCUACCGCCCGUUAUAAUGGGCCAGGGAUGGGAGGCGCGACAGAAGCCAACGCGGAUUCCGAUUCAACGAAUGGCGAGGAUGGCGAUGAAAAUAAUAUCGCAAGACUCAAUAGUGCGAUCGCGCCUUCUGAUUCGUUGUCCUCGUGUUCGUCGCCUAUGCAAUGGUGGCAGCGUUUCUAUUAUUCCUACUAUCUAUACCAGCAGCAUCAACAGAAUCAACAGCAAAAUAUUCACAAUCAACAAACAUUCAGAUUCAGCAACCAUCACUCUCCUCAUGAUAAUACUCCACAAAAAAACAGCUUUUUAUCCGCCAAUAUUUACGCUAAUAGAGAAAAUAAUACCGCUAAUAGCGAUCAUCGAAAAACUUUGCCCACAAACACCGAAAACUCAUCUCGCUCCCCUUCUCACGCAUCUAAUUCCUUAUCACUUUUGCCACACGGCGUUUCCGCUAGCGCUUCUUAUAAUGCGUCCUUUAGGGCGGAAACGCUCGCAGAUCUCUACCACCAAUACCUGGCCCGUCCACUACCCCCUCUGAUGCACCCGAUGCUGCCUCCCCACCAUCCAUUUUACCCGCCACCACCUCUUGCCCCCACCUUAGCACUACCCUACUUGGCGCCCUUUUUCUUCCCACCAAACAGACGUAAUUUUCAAGAUCCCAUUCCCAUCAAUUACGAAAGCAGUAUUGACGAAGAAGAAAAUGGCGGAAACGAGGAUAAUCGAUAUGGCGGAGACCGAGGUUUGGGUAGGGUGGAUAGAUUUGACCAGGAAAAUGACGAAUCCGACAGCGAAAACGGACCUCUGGAUUUAUCGUUCAAAAAGAUGAAGAGCGAUUCGGAAAAUCGAAAUUUUUUCAACGAUUACGGGAAAAGCGCGAACAGUAAUCAACCAUCCUCGUUUCACCACAAAGAAACCAUUCCUAAACCUCACUUCUACGAUUCCAUCGAUACUCUGGACUGCUCGAAUCCGCCAAAUAAACGCUCAAGAGAGCCUCAAACAGCUAAUAGCGUUCCGGACGAUUCGGCACAAGGUUCGAUCAAGAGAAAGCGUAAAUCUUGGAAGCACCUGCGAGUCUUUAAUCGCCCGCCACCUCCAAUCAACAACCAUUCCUCCCAAGAGAACAACGAUAUAAACGCUGGCGACGGAACCAUAAAAGACGAAACUGGCGAUGAUAUUAACGGUAGCGAAUCUCUGGCCAAUUCCACGGCUAAUGGUUGUUAUUCCUGCGAUCAAUGCGACAAAGCUUUCAGCAAGCAAAGUUCCUUGGCUAGGCACAAAUAUGAACAUUCUGGAACGAGACCCUACGCUUGUACCAUAUGUUACAAGGCCUUCAAACACAAGCACCAUUUAACCGAACAUAAUCGACUUCACAGCGGGGAAAAGCCUUACCAAUGCUCCAAAUGCCUCAAAAGAUUUUCCCAUUCAGGCUCCUACAGCCAGCACAUGAAUCAUCGGUACAAUUAUUGCAAACCAUACAGAAACGCUACUAGUUUUUAAUAAAAAAUGACCCCCCCCCCCAUCCUCUAUUCCCAAUUAUCUUCUCGCGUAUCCAUCCCCACCCCUCUUCUUUACGUCGAGAAGAUCUGUGCAAUAUUUAUUUUACCCAUCUCCCACUAUAUUGGUUAUAUUAUGGAUGGUUUCCAAUAUGAUUUAUUACGAGAACCUUCUAUAACCCUCGCGAGCGAAAAUAUUCAAUCAAAACAAUAAUCGAUGGACUUUUAAACUCAUUAUUUAAGUUUGAAUCGCAAUAAGAAACCGUAUGAUUUAUAUUUAUCUAUAUAUAAAAAAUUUUUUUUAAAAAAAGAGAAAUGUUAUUAUUAAUUACAUUUAAUAUUUUAUAUAAAUAUAAUUAUCUUAUAUUAUAGUCUUUUAAUAAAAAAACAACAACAAAAUCACCAAAG